This is a messenger RNA of Phaeodactylum tricornutum CCAP 1055/1, 1130 nucleotides long. RefSeq lists its product with no specific name. The transcript has a single exon. NCBI's taxonomy places the organism in Eukaryota, Bacillariophyta, Bacillariophyceae, Surirellales, Neidiaceae. The record is from RefSeq and is a predicted model, not a curated record. The coding region runs from base 42 to 1130 and encodes 362 amino acids.
CGCGUUAUUGUAGGACCUUUUUCGGUCUUCUGACUAGAAAAAUGCAUCUGCGAAAUGGCAGGUUAGGGCCGAGAAGUCUUGUCCUUCGUACCGGCUCACUUUUUUCUACGUUCUUGGCUCUGUGCUGGUCGAUGGCAAUCACAGUCCAAGGGUUUAGCCUGAUCCCAUCGAUCGCGCGAUCGCCGUUUCUAUUGUCUCACGUACACAUUGGCGUUUCGAGACGGAGGUUUUCGUUGCUCUUUUUGCGAUUACGCCAAAGCAGAAUGGAAGAAUGGCGGGACGACCAACGAUUGGACGACAACCGAGCGAUCAAUGGUGUUCCGACCAACACUACGUUACAAACACUGACAGCAACGGCAUCCUCUAUGAAAAGAUUCAAAAGCCUUCCAUCAGCGACUUGGUCACAGUACAACGCCAAUUCUACAAAAUUCGCCUCGACAACAUUGGGUGACAUUAUGAGCAGUCGGAACGGAUUGGUCAUGUCUCAAGAAGAUUCACCCACGUUUGUUGGUACUAGCCGGGAUAGCGAGGAGGAUCGGAAGGAGAGUGCGGAUCAAACAUCCGAUACUUCACUGGCAUCACGCUACGGUAUCCACGACCCACUGAAUCGUAUGGCGCUCACGGCCAACGGCAAUUUGCAGCGACUCGUGUCGAGUUACUACGAUGCGCCUGUUCAGGUAGUGGUGGAUUCGUGCAGAAAGCGUUCUUCCAACGUCUCUAGCAAUGUACAAAUUAUGUCACGUCCAAUACAACUUUCCGGAGCGGCCACAGCCCAAGUCUGGGAUCGAGUCGUACACUUGACGGUCUUUGGGAAAACCUUUUGUACGGCAACAUCGGUCAUUACGGUAUACGACGAAUUAUGUCAAAGUUUGGUUGAAUCGGGUCAAGUUGGACUGGGACAACUGUUUCGAUACCUGGACUUGUUGCCAGAGUUUACGCUUCACAAUGCCGGUGUACAUCAAACCGGCAAAACAAUGGCUACCAAGAAGGUGGGCCGCGGUGGCGGUAGAGGACGAGGAGAGGGUUUUUGGAGAGACUAUACAUUGAGCUGUGCCGAGAUCUCGUGUCGGAUACACGAGGACUUUCAACAAGGCAUAUGGGACUUGCAGCCUGUUCAGGAGGAGCAGUAA